Messenger RNA from Coniosporium apollinis CBS 100218, 273 nucleotides. RefSeq lists its product as uncharacterized. The transcript has 2 exons. NCBI's taxonomy places the organism in Eukaryota, Fungi, Ascomycota, Dothideomycetes. Bases 1 to 273 code for a protein of 90 amino acids. The record is from RefSeq and is a predicted model, not a curated record.
AUGGGCGAUAAGCGCAUUGCAGAUGUCAAUAUUGGGGAUUACCUUUAUGAUGCGGAAAAUCGUCCUGUGCUUUGCAUUGGUGUGGCUCCGCCCGAAGUUGGUCGUAUGAAGGAGAUCAAAUACCAGGACUUCGAUUCUCGUCAGAGUGUCACCUUCAAGCAUCUAGAGCGGGAGACUAGCCAUCUUCACCUGGACAUAUUGAGCGAUAUGUUCGAGCAGAGGAGUACGGCUGUGGAUGAGGAGCUGGAAAAGAGGAGAGGGACAAUUCUCUGA